Hirundo rustica (Barn swallow) is the source of this 5765-nucleotide messenger RNA. RefSeq names its product dermatan sulfate epimerase like (gene DSEL). The coding region runs from base 993 to 4643 and encodes 1216 amino acids. The transcript has 2 exons. The record is from RefSeq and is a predicted model, not a curated record. Lineage: Eukaryota; Metazoa; Chordata; Aves; Passeriformes; Hirundinidae. Gene Ontology annotation, molecular function: sulfotransferase activity; chondroitin-glucuronate 5-epimerase activity.
GGCCGGCCCCGCGCUCCGGCCAGAGCGACGCGGCCCCGCGGGAGCCGAAAGAACCUACAUGCGAAGUGAAAGGAAACUUGAAACUGCUCUUAUAAAAAAGUAUUGGCUUUCUGCCUUUUUCACAUGUUUUCCUUUUGCAUCAUAAUGGAAGGAGCAGGAUUUUUUGAAUCAUCGAGGACAAAUUUGGGCAUCAGUAGCUGAAGAAAAGAUUAAAAAAGACUUGAAAAUAUGUCAAUAUGACUCUUAAUUCAGAUGCAUCUUUCACAAACAGAGAGGAAUAGUGGUUAAAACCGCUGCAGUUUCAUCAGAAGGAUCUAAUGGAGGAUCUGUGUUGAUUUUUUUAUUAUUAUUAUUUUCCUUCCCGUCCCUCCAUGAAACCCAAAAGAGAAAGAUGGAAAGAGUGUGUAAGGAAAUUGAGAAAAGGCGAAGACUGAAGACAAUGACUUCAGUUUUGGAGUCUGUUUUCCAGAUGUUGUAUAUUCCCUUUUUUAUCAAAUAUAACACAUUGUUUUGAAUAAAUUAUAUCAUUUUGUCAUCAGUAGAGUUUUCAUCAGCUCUAAAAGUGGCCUGAUCGAAAGCUUUUUAAAAAAGCAGAAAUCUAACUGAUUCGCUUUUCAGAUCAUGCUUUUCAAGUUACCAACAGAUAGUGUUUCAGUCUGUUAUUGUGCAGUCGACCUGUGCUUUAUAUGCAUAUCUUAGAGAUUUCACUUUUUCUCUGAUUUUAGUGUUUAUGCUUGUAGUGUUGUAUUUGAGAAGUGUGAAGAGACAAGGCACCAGAAAUUUAACUUUUCAAGGGCUUUGUCAUCUUUACGUUGUAUCUCAGAUUAUAGACUGAGCCUUUGUUGUAAUGCACAGUAUACAAUAAGUCUUUUCCUCAUAAAAAUAUGCUUUAAGAUAUUUGUUUUUUUUAACAAACCGGAUGAAAGUUUGAUAUCUGAACACUGUUUUGUGAAAAAAUGUAUGUCUGGGGAAGAGGAGCUGCCUAAUGGAUCAUGGCUCUGAUGUUCACGGGGCAUACUCUGUUUCUAGCAUUAAUGGUGUUUGAUGUCUUCACUUCUGAAGAAUCUGUAAGCAAUUACUCUGAUUGGGUGACUUUCAUAGAAAAUGUAGAUCAAUAUGAAAAACAGCAACUUGAAGGUCUUAGUGCUGAGCAGAAGCUGAAAAGAUCAGUUCUUCGUCCAAGCUUGUAUUUUGAUGCUGAGGAUGUUCAGGCCCUGAGGCAGAAGGCUCGUACGAGCCAUUUGCAUCUCUUCAGAGCCAUCAGAAGUGCGGUGAUGGUUAUGCUGUCCAACCCUUUAUACUACCUACCUCCACCCAAGCACAUUGAUUUUGCAGCCAAGUGGAAUGAGAUUUAUGGUAACAACCUGCCACCUCUAGCGUUCUACUGUUUGCUGUGUCCCGAAGAUAAAGCUGCAUUUGAUUUUGCCCUAGAAUAUAUGGAUAGAAUGGCUGGUUACAAAAACUGGUUGGUUGAGAAUGCACCUGGAGAUGAAGUACCACUCGGCCACUCCCUAACAGGAUUUGCCACUGCUUUUGACUUCUUGUAUAAUUCAUUGGGAGAUGAGAGAAAGCAAAAAUACCUGGAGAAGAUAUGGUCUGUAAGUGAGGAAAUGUAUGAGUACUCCAAGGUUCGUUCCUGGGGAAAGCAGAUUCUCCAUAAUCACCAAGCAACCAAUAUGCUUGCUUUGCUUAUUGGGGCUUUAGUGGCUGGAGUGGACAAAGGCUCUCAGGCAAAUAUUUGGAAACACACUGUUGUUGAUGUGAUGGAGAAAACAAUGUUUCUGCUCAAUCAUAUUGUAGAUGGGUCUCUGGAUGAGGGAGUAGCUUACGGGAGUUACACAGCCAAGUCAGUAACCCAGUAUGUUUUCCUGGCCCAGCGCCACUUCGGUAUUAACAACUUGGAGAAUAACUGGCUGAAAAUGCACUUUUGGUUUUACUAUGCCACCCUAUUGCCAGGCUUCCAGAGGACUGUGGGUGUUGCAGAUUCUAAUUACAACUGGUUUUAUGGUCCUGAGAGCCAACUGGUUUUCUUGGAUAAGUUCAUCAUGAAGAAUGGAGCUGGUAACUGGCUGGCACAGCAAAUUAGAAAACAUAGACCCAAGGAUGGGCCAAUGGUGCCAUCCACUGCACAGAGGUGGAGCACGUUACAUACUGAAUUUAUAUGGUAUGCUGCUGAAAUCACUCCUCAGCCGCCUCCUGGCUAUGGUACUGCUAAAAUGCAUGUGUUUCCUAACUGGGGAGUUGUUACUUACGGGGCUGGAUUGCCAAACAGUCAGACAAACACCUUUGUAUCCUUCAAGUCUGGGAAACUCGGUGGACGUGCUGUCUAUGAUAUCGUUCACUUUCAACCCUAUAGAUGGAUUGAUGGGUGGAGAAGUUUCAAUCCGGGGCAUGAACAUCCCGAUCAGAACUCCUUCACUUUUGCUCCCAAUGGACAGGUGUUUGUAUCUGAGGCUCUUUAUGGACCUAAACUCAGCCACCUGAACAAUGUCUUGGUGUUUGCUCCAUCUCCUACAAGCCAGUGCAACCAGCCUUGGGAGGGACAGCUUGGUGAGUGUGCCCAGUGGCUGAAGUGGAUUGGUGACGAGGUUGGAGACUCAACUGGAGAAAUUGUAACAGCCUCCCAGGCUGGUGACAUGAUGUUUGUGAGUGGUGAGGCAGUAUCUGCUUACACAUCAGCAAUGAAACUGAAAAGUGUGUAUCGUGUCUUGCUGCUUUUAAAUUCUCAGACAUUGUUAGUAGUUGACCAUAUCGAGAAGGAGGAAGACUCUCCUGUUAAUUCUGUCAGUGCCUUUUUUCAUAAUCUUGACAUUGAUUUUAAAUACAUACCCUAUAAGUUUAAGAACAAGUACAAUGGAGCUAUGAUGGAUGUGUGGGAUGCCCACUACAAGAUGUUUUGGUUUGAUCAUCGUGGGAGUAGUCCUGUUGCUAGGAUACAGGAGGCUGAACAAGCUGCUGAAUUCAAAAAGCGAUGGACUCAGUUUGUAAAUGUUACCUUUCCAAUGAAAAACACACUUACAAGGAUUGUUUACCUUUUCUAUGGCCCGUAUGUCAAUGUUUCUAACUGUAGACUCAUGGAUAAUGCAAAAUCUGGAUUUCAGAUUUCACUCAGUGUCAACAACACUGAAAAUACCGUCUCUGUUGUGACUGAGUAUCAGAAUUUAAAGGCAAGGUUUGAUUACUUGGGGUUUGGUGGUUUUGCUAAAGUAGUUCAUGAAAAUAAAGUGACCAAGUUUGGUUUUGGUACUGAAUCUGUGAAAAAAGAUAUGAAAAAUAAUAGGGUAGUUUUCCCAUUUGGAUUCAAAGUGAACAUAAUUGCAGGGUUAAUUUUGGGUGUCAGUUUGGUCAUACUGGCUUUUCAGUGGCGGUUUUACAUAUCCUUUGGUAAAAUGUUGCGUUGGAUCCUGAUACUGAUUGUCAUACUGUGGCUUAUUGAAUUGGUGGAUGUGUGGAGCAUGUGUACUCAGCCCAUCUGUGCAAAGUGGAGCAGUGACAUGACAAGGCUAGAACGUGAUAAGGGCAAUAAAGCCAAACAAUUAGAAGGAAACCCUGUUGUUUUGCCAGAUGUUAUCAUUACUUCACUUCCCACUUCUGGUGCAGAAAUUUUAAAACAGCUGUUUUUCAAUACCAGUGACUUUUUAUACAUCAGGAUACCUACACCCUAUCUUGCAAUUCCUGAGACUGAAUUUGAAAUUGACUCAUUUGUUGAUCCAUGUGAAUGGAAGGUUUCUGAUGUCCAGAAUGGUAAUUUUCGUCUUAUCCAAGGGUGGCUACAGUCUCUAGUUCGAGACACAAAGUUGCAUUUGCAAAACAUUCAUUUAUAUGAAGCUAGCAGAAGUAAAAUUGUUCAGCAUUCUCCUUUAAGCAAAGACAAAAUGAAAAAGUCCAAGAAGAGAGAAUCCCUGUUAGAGCAAAGAAGCAGGGCAAGAGGGAGUCAAGAAAAAGAUGCUGAAUAUAUUAGGGAACUAAGAAGGCAUCUCGUCUACUAUCCAAAUGCACGACCUGUGCUUAGUUUAAGCAGUGGGAGCUGGACAUUAAAGCUUCCCUUCUUUCAGGAAAUCUUAGGACCAUCAAUGAGAGCAUUAUAUGUAGUGAGGGACCCACGGGCAUGGGUCUAUUCAAUGUUGUACAAAAAUAAGCCAAGCCUUUACUCCUUGAAAAAUAUUCCACAACGCUUGGCUGCGAUGUUUAAAGGGGAGAAUGGUAAAGAAAAAUGUGGUAUAAAUGAAGGCUAUGCCUCUGAGUUUGAAUCACUAAGAAAUGAAAUUUCAAAUUCUAAUUCAAAUGCUAUUUCUGUGUUGUCUUAUUUAUGGCUAGCAAACACAGCAGCAGCAAUGAGAAUUAACAGGGACUUGCUGCCAACAAAUUAUCAGCUGGUCAAGUUUGAAGAUAUUGUGACCUUUCCUCAGAAGACGGCUGAAACAAUUUUUGCCUUUCUUGGUAUUCCUCUUCCUCCUGCUAGCUUAAACCAAAUAUUGUUUGCCACCUCCACCAGUCUUUUCUAUCUUCCUUAUGAAGGGGAAAUUUCACCAAGUAGCAUUCAUGCCUGGAAACAAAACAUGCCCCAUGAAGAGAUUCGACAGAUUGAAGAUAUCUGUUGUUCACUGAUGGACCACUUAGGAUACCCAAAGUUUAUGGAAUAAGUGCUGCUGGUCAGCAGAAAUUUGCACUAAUGAUCUCUGACUCCCAGUUUGUGGAUGAAUAUUAUAUAAGUUUGUUUAUUCUUGUAAAAUGUGUACAGUCUGCUAUUUUCAGAGAGAUUAUUUUAAGAAAAAUGUAACUGUUCCUGAAACUGUGGAAGAGGUUAUUUUUUUUGUUUUGAUUUGUUUUACUUUAAAAGAUAUUGUAACUACUUCUGCGGCCUUUCAAAAAAAGCUGUGUAAACCUUUGCAGGAGUGCCAGCUGAGGCCUCUAGAGCUCAGGGGUUUAGUAGUAGAACAGAGCUUUUCACUUCCAGCUCACCAGUUUGACUCCAGCCCAAAUGGUUAGUUCAGAAAGUAUUUACCAUCUGAUGAUUGUAUCAUGGUUUAUAUGAAAAUAUACUUGUCAAACUGGUCCUAUUCCCAGUGGUGAUUGUUGGCCCCCUUGGGCAGGUUUACUGAUACAUGCUGUCUCACUGAUCACUACAGUGGUGUGAAAUAAACAUAAGCUGAGAUUUCAGGCUGUUCAACAUCCCCUUAGUGGGAGAAAACAGAACAUUUGAGUAAAUCUGGUUUCUUAUUUACCAUUUGAGCAGACAGGCCCAGGACUGGAAUGGACUCAGAUAUUAAAUCUCGUUCUAGGUUAUGGUUCCUGCAUGUCAGAGAUGUGGUACUUAAAUUGGGGUUUGAUGUUUGACAAAAGAGAAGUCUUAAUUCUCCAUUCCUGACGAUGUGGUACCCUUCAUGAGCCUGAAGUAAAUUAUCUGGAGAAAAAGAAAUGGGAUGAAGUCCUAAGAAACUAGCAAGAUCCCUCAGAUGAGCUGUUAAAUUUGUGUAAUUUAGACCUGCCUCAACAUAACCUAAUUUUGAAGGUUGUUAAUGUAUUGACUUCUUGAACUGUUUUAUUCUAUACCUAUUGUCUGAGAGGUUCUGCAAGGAUUUUCUCUUUCUGAGUGAGACUCUUCCAUCCUUCUUUGUUGUAACACAUUUCUCUGCUGACUUUUGUGCAUAAUUUCCCUGGGACCAGUGCAGCUAUGUGAUGCCAUUGGCAAUGGCUUAUUGUUGAUGUCUGCAUAAAAUGCAAUCUGAGAUUUAGAAGACCUCAAAUAAAUCUCUUGCCCUGUG